Trachemys scripta elegans is the source of this 3209-nucleotide messenger RNA. RefSeq names its product protein-L-isoaspartate (D-aspartate) O-methyltransferase (gene PCMT1). Lineage: Eukaryota; Metazoa; Chordata; Testudines; Emydidae. The transcript has 8 exons. Gene Ontology annotation, molecular function: protein-L-isoaspartate (D-aspartate) O-methyltransferase activity. The coding region runs from base 124 to 807 and encodes 227 amino acids. Gene Ontology annotation, biological process: protein modification process. Gene Ontology annotation, cellular component: cytoplasm. The record is from RefSeq and is a predicted model, not a curated record.
GCGGCAGGGGAGGAGGCGGUGCCUGUGUCGGCGCUAGAGGUUGUGUCGUUCCUAGGCAAGCUUCUCUGCGCAGUCGCGGCGCUGAAGGCGGCUCUCUACCUGCUCCGCAGAGUGUGUCUAGCGAUGGCCUGGAAGUCGGGAGGCUCCAGCCACUCCGAGCUCAUCCACAACCUGCGCAAAAAUGGAAUAAUCAAAUCAGAUAAAGUAUAUGAAGUAAUGUUGGCUACAGACCGUUGCCACUAUGCAAAAUGCAACCCUUAUAUGGACUCUCCUCAAUCAAUAGGUUUCCAAGCAACUAUCAGUGCCCCACACAUGCAUGCAUAUGCUCUAGAACUACUAUCUGAACAGUUACAUGAAGGAGCCAAAGCCCUUGAUGUAGGAUCUGGAAGUGGAAUUCUUACAGCAUGUUUUUCACGAAUGGUUGGUCCCCAAGGACGAGUUGUAGGAAUUGAUCAUAUCAAAGAGUUAGUAGAUGACUCAAUAAAUAAUGUCAAAAAGGAUGAUCCUACAUUACUGUCUUCAGGAAGAGUGAAACUGAUGGUGGGGGAUGGAAGAAUGGGAUAUCCAGAAGAAGCUCCCUAUGAUGCUAUUCAUGUAGGAGCUGCAGCCCCGGUUGUGCCCCAAGCACUCAUAGACCAAUUAAAACCUGGUGGAAGAUUGAUAUUACCGGUCGGCCCUGCAGGUGGAAACCAGAUGCUGGAACAAUAUGAUAAACUAGAAGAUGGCGGUGUCAAAAUGAAGCCUCUGAUGGGAGUGAUAUACGUGCCUUUAACAGAUAAAGAGAAACAAUGGUCCAGGUGGAAGUGAUUUUCUGUUCCACUUUCUUCUUCCACAGAUACACGCAUACAAGGGAUGAAUUGUAAAAGCUACAUCAUCUUGACCCAAACAUAGUGUUACAGUGGACUGCCCAUCUCCAGUUCUAAAAGCUUUUUGAAAACCAACAGCAUUGCAGCUUGUUUUGGAUUUUGUUAUACUGUUAUCAGCAUGGAAAAGCGUGGUGUUUUUAUUUCAUUUUUUUAGAGGCUUAAGGCAAAUCUAGCAAAGAGUUGAUGGAAAGUUUAAAUUUGGGCUGUUUCUUUUUAACAUGCCUUUUUUACUUUCACCUGGUUAAAGAAAUGAAUUUCUGCAAAAAUGCAGACCUACAGUUUGUGAACUCUUUAAUUUUGAUGGCUGAUACUUUUUGAACACUUUAUUUCAGCUCCAUUGUUCCCUGGUAAAAUUGCUUCUGUGCACCUUAUAACACUACAUACACAAUGGCAGGUUCUCUAUGUUCAGAUGUCUGCUAAAUGUUACUAAGAAAAUGAGAUGAACUUCCUUUUUAAAGCUUGUGACACGGUGUCAUAGACUAGCAUGUAAUAGAUGCAAUCAGCUGCGUUAUUACCUUAAAAGUGGGCAUUUGUAUAUAUAUUAAACUUCAGGACAUCAGAGGUGACAGCUCUUGUUAUAAACUCUAUGGUUCAGGUUGGACAUAACUGACAUAGUUUUUUUCCUUCCUUGUCAAAAAAUUAGAGGAAACUUGUAGCUCAGUAUUGUUUUGUAGCUCAUUGCUGAUAUAUAUAUGAAUUUAACAUAACAAAUGCUGUGUAAGCUAUGUCCUAAUCACUGAACAGUUUAUGCAGUGCUGCUUUGCCAAAUAAAGUUAAAAGCAAAAAGGGUUUUGUGUGCUUCUUGUAUGGGAGAUCAGGAUCAGUAUGUUAAAUAUAACUGCUUGAAAUGCAGAAUACUGUACUCCAAUAAAAUUAAUAUCCACAUUGUUUAAAAAUUAGCUGCUUUUGACAUAAAAUCUCUGCAGUAUUAUCUACUUUUUUCUUCCACCUACAGGUAGUGAUGGGGAAAAAAUUUGGAUUAAUGUUUUAGGGGAACUUCAAUUUUUUAGAAGAGGGAAAAAAAGCUGAUAAAUACUGAAGAACUGAUGGAUCCCAAAACCCUGACCAAAUAAAUAUAUUUGGGGGGGGGGGGGGGUGAGUGUGUGUAUAAACACUACAAAUAUCCAUUUAAAAGAGUAAUUUAAAGGCUUUUUUUUUUUUUAACGUUCUCAAGACCCAGGUUUUAUGUUCUGUGUUUGCUGCAGUUAAUGACAUCAGGAAAACCCAAAGCACUUUAAAAACUGUAUAGCUCUUGGAUUGCUUUAGGGGGGUGUAUGUAUUCUUCCUAGCAUUUGAGUGGUAAAAUACAUGUUAAGCUCUUUGCCUUUUUUACUACAAAGAAGCAGAGCUAGAUGAAUAAGAACCUGCAUGAUUUGGUUCAAAGAGGCCACUGUUUCUUUUUGAAAAAUAUUCAGCCUGCUUUUGUUAGAACAGACAUAUUUUCUGAGAUAGACUUAAUCAUUGAAAGUAUGAAGGGUAUUAUUGAAAGGCCUCUGAAAUGUGAAAGAACAAGUAAAUUACCUUCAUGUGAAGGUCAGUCUCUCCUGUUCCUGUGUAAAAUAGGUCAUAUCAUUAAUUUAGACAUUUAGGAGGCUAAUAUACCACCCCCCCACAUCUUUCAAUUGAAGCUUGGGAGCACAUACACAAUAUUAAUCCUGUAAAGGAGACUAAUUUCAAAUUAAGAAAGUCACUUGAUUACUUAGUGCUUGUUCUAGAAAAUACAAUGAAGAAAAAUGGGUUUGCAUCUGAUGUCAAAUUUGUGCUAAUCGACAAUCAACUGUGAAUAUAUUCUUAGUAUUGAAGUGAAAUAUCUGAAAUGAUGCAUGCAGCAGGAUAAAAUAUCUCAACAGAUAACACCAUCUUAAUCCUAAUUUUUAGCCUUUUGGUCACUGUCAUUCUAAUUUACUGAGUUCUUAACUUUGCCUCUUCUCACUAAUUUAAUCAGCUAAAUUAAGAAUAAGAACGCAAAUGUAUCCAAAUUCUUCUCUCUAGACAAAGUGUAACAAGCUACCUAUGUUGGAUGAGGUGGUAGACAUGAUCCAAAAUUUUCUGUGUAAAAGACCCACAUUGCAGGAGCUAUAAGACUUCUGAGACUAAGGCUGUUGGGGGUUAAUAUGCCUAUUCCAUAGGAAGGGGUGAUGCUUGCCACAUUACUGUCAUCUGAAUCUAGGGGUAGCAAUGAGAGAGUCUGAAAGUUGAGAUUCCUCCAUGGUGAAUGAAGCAAUGGUUUUGGUCUUAAGGCUUCUUCGAGAAGAGAAGUUGAAAUGCAGAGGAUUUGAAGAGCUUGAAUAAAUGCGGUAUCUGAAUUGCUACUUUGCCAAAUAAAAUUAAAAGUGAGAGGAA